GUAAUUUGAAGACAGCUAGAGAAGGUGCUAUAAUUGAAUAACAAGAAUCACAGACACCAAUAUUUAUGUACACCCAAAUGCCAAAAUUAAACCAAACUAUUUAUAUAAAUGCAUUGCAUUAGAAUAUUGGCUUGGGUUUAAAUUAACCAAGACAUCAAAAGUUACAACUGCAACAACAAAAAAAACAACCAAAACAAUUGAAAUAUAAAACAUAUAUCCAAUUGAUCACAUUCUUUGUCUUCAAGGUUGUUUUUCUUUGUUGUUGUGAAUUCGAUCAAUCACCGUUCACCAUGGGUAAGGGCGACAUUGAGAGUGGAUUUCACGGCGACCUUUAUCCGGGGAUGAUGGAGUCACCUGAGCUCCGGUGGGGUUUCGUCCGCAAGGUUUACGCCAUUGUUUCAAUUCAGCUUCUUUUCACGGCUGCAUUCGCUUCCAUGUUUGUGUUUUUUCCACCUGCAAAGAAUUUCGUGCUCCACAAUGAAUUUUGCAUCUUUGUCCUCAUUGGUGCUUUCAUCUUCACAAUCAUAACUUUGUUAGUGUUGAGCAAAUAUUAUAAGAAACACCCGGUGAAUCUAUUUCUUCUUGGGCUCUAUACUCUUGGCAUGUCCGUUACAGUUGGAUUUGUUUGUGCUUUUUCCAAGGCAUUGAUAGUCGCAGAGGCAGCAUUUCUGACGGGUAUGGUGGUUUGUAGCUUGACACUAUACACAUUUUGGGCCGUUAAAAGAGGCCAUGAUUUUAGUUUCCUUGGCCCUUUCCUCUUUGCUUCUCUUAUGGUCAUGUUGAUGUUCGCACUUAUUCAGAUGUUUUGCCCUCUUGGACCACUUGGACGUAUGGUAUAUGCUGGCUUGGGAGCAUUAAUAAUGUGUGGUUUCAUAGUAUAUGAUACUUGUGACCUCAUUAAAAGAUACUCCUAUGAUGACUACAUUUGGGCUGCCAUUGCUAUCUAUGGUGACAUUAUCAACCUCUUCAUCUAUAUCCUUCAAAUUUUGAAUGACUGUUAAGAUGAGAUGCUUCAAACCUUUUUACUAUAGCUAGAUAUGAUGUGUUCUUAGUUUGUCCCUUCUCUUCCAAUCCCAUUUGAUAUUUUACUUUUAGAUUCAAAGGGUUCACUACUUUGAGAAAAAGAAAUUAUUAUGUAUGCCUCUUGUUAUGUAUAUCAUUGUUUCUUCUUCUCUUUUGGAAAAAAUAUUCAAGAAUCAAACUUUUCAAUUUAACUUAUGUCUUUAAUACAUUUUGAUCAUUAAAAUUCA
This is a messenger RNA of Trifolium pratense (red clover), 1250 nucleotides long. Its product is annotated as protein LIFEGUARD 4-like. The record is from RefSeq and is a predicted model, not a curated record. Bases 291 to 1001 code for a protein of 236 amino acids. Lineage: Eukaryota; Viridiplantae; Streptophyta; Magnoliopsida; Fabales; Fabaceae. Gene Ontology annotation, cellular component: membrane. The transcript is spliced from 4 exons.